Beta vulgaris subsp. vulgaris (sugar beet) is the source of this 1591-nucleotide messenger RNA. RefSeq names its product syntaxin-31. Gene Ontology annotation, molecular function: SNARE binding; SNAP receptor activity. The transcript has 6 exons. Gene Ontology annotation, biological process: vesicle fusion; endoplasmic reticulum to Golgi vesicle-mediated transport; intracellular protein transport. The record is from RefSeq and is a predicted model, not a curated record. Bases 307 to 1341 code for a protein of 344 amino acids. NCBI's taxonomy places the organism in Eukaryota, Viridiplantae, Streptophyta, Magnoliopsida, Caryophyllales, Amaranthaceae. Gene Ontology annotation, cellular component: endomembrane system; Golgi membrane; SNARE complex.
AAACGAAAUCCCAAAGGAUGAGGAGUUAGCUCAUGUGGUAGAGCACUUCCCUCUGAUCCUUGAGGUCAGGGGUUCGAUCCUUACCCCCAACAUUAUGUUGGGAUAUUUCCUUAGCAUGCUUUGCAUGCUUUACCAGCCAAUGUGCUGGUAGUUCCUACGAGGCUAGUAGCUUUGGUAGGGGUUAGCCCUUGGGCUGACUUAAUUUCCCAAUCAAAAAAAAAAAAUAAAUAAAAUGAAAACGAAAUCCCAACUUCCAUUUCUUAACGACUAAACUCUUCUCUCUCCUCAAAUCGAUUUUUCUCAUCAAUGGCUUCUAUCGGAAUUACAUCAUAUCGAGAUCGAACGGCGGAAUUUCGAUCUUUUUCAGAAACAUUGAAGAAAAUCGGCGGCAUUUCCGCCGUCGAUUCUGCCGGAAAUCAUCCUUCAACGUCGAUUUAUUCGCCGGAAAAAACUGCGGCGUCGUUGUAUAGAUCGGAAUUCAACACUAAAGCUUCUCGAAUCGGGUUAGGUAUCCAUGAAGCUAAUCGGAAAAUCGCCCGCCUCGCCCAAUUGGAAAAAAAGUCUUCAAUGUUCAAUGAUCCUACGGUGGAAAUUCAAGAGCUAACAGCCUUGAUAAAGAGUGAUAUCACAGCACUAAAUGUAGCAGUUGUAGAUCUACAAAAUCUUCAGAGCGUUGAGACAUCUAGUAGUUAUUCUGAUGAUAAGGCCGUUCAUGCAAAUGCUAUAUGUGAUGACAUAAAAAACAGACUAAUGGCAGCUACAAAACAGUUCCAGGAAGUAUUAACCGCCAGAACACAGAAUAUCAGGGCCCACGAAACCAGGAAACAGUUAUUUUCAGCUAAUGCAUCAAGAGACAACCCGUUUCAGCACCCCACCAAACCCAUAACUGAGCCACCUCCAUGGUCAAAUUCAUCAAAUGUUUCUGCAUCUAUGGAACCCACAGUAACACCAUCAAGUGGAAUCCAGGCAGGGAGUCAACUCAGGCGGAGGAUGGGUACUGAGACUAUACCAUCCAACAACAUGGAAAUGUCUAUGCUACAGCAGGCUGCUCCUGAGCAAGUGAACUAUUCACAAAAUCGUGCCUCAGCUCUUCAGAAUGUGGAAUCUACAAUCUCAGAGUUAAGUGGAAUCUUUACUCAUCUGGCUACAAUGGUGGCACAGCAGGGGGAGCUCGCUAUUAGGAUUGAUGAUAACAUGGAAGAAUCUCGGACUAAUGUGGAAGGUGCUCACAAUGCUUUACUAAAACAUUUGACCCGUAUAUCUUCAAACAGGUCAUUGCUUAUCAAACUAUUUGCUGUUCUAAUAUUGUUCCUAGUGGUGUUCGUCUUCUUCAUCGUCUAGUAUGAGUUUCAUAACCAGGCUCGUAACAUUCUAUAUUUAGCUUCCGUUUUGAAAUACCAAUUCUUUUGGCACUUCUAAGGAUGUAUCGCAAUGUCAUGUAAAUAGAAAUAGAUAAUUGUAUUUGAUUUGAGAGAAGCAAUUCUACAGCGUAUAUAACGGAUUAAGGGCAUAUUGGAACCAAUUCCUCCUUUCUUACGAGGCUGUAUGCACUUGUUUAUGUGUUUAUAGAGUGUAUUUUUUGGUUGAUUAA